This is a messenger RNA of Brachypodium distachyon (stiff brome), 1300 nucleotides long. Its product is annotated as quinone oxidoreductase PIG3. The record is from RefSeq and is a predicted model, not a curated record. The transcript has 6 exons. Lineage: Eukaryota; Viridiplantae; Streptophyta; Magnoliopsida; Poales; Poaceae. Gene Ontology annotation, molecular function: oxidoreductase activity. Bases 101 to 1084 code for a protein of 327 amino acids.
UGGCCUGCCGCCUGGAGAAGCGGAGUCACCGAGAGGGGCAAGCAAUCGAGCUGCGCAAGCGGACGCGAGGAGUGAGCAAGCGAAGGAGAUCGAUCGAUCGAUGAGGGCGGUGGUGAUCGCGAGCCCCGGCGGGCCGGAGGCCCUGGAGGUUCGCGAGGUGGAGGACCUCCUGGCGCCGGGAGAAGGCGAGGUGCUCGUCGAGGUGGCCGCCGCCGGCGUCAAUCGCGCCGACACGGUCCAGCGGCAGGGCCGGUACCCGCCGCCGCCCGGCGCGUCGCCUUACCCGGGGCUCGAGUGCUCCGGCACCAUCCUCGCCCUCGGGGCCAACGUCCCCGCGCGGUGGGCCGUCGGCGACCAGGUGUGCGCGCUGCUUACGGGCGGCGGGUAUGCGGAGAAGGUGGUGGUGCCGGCGGGGCAGCUGCUCCCGGUGCCGGAGGGGGUGUCGCUGACGGACGCGGCUGGCUUGCCCGAGGUGGCCUGCACCGUCUGGUCGACCGUAUUCAUGACAAGCCAUCUCUCCUCUGGCGAAUCGUUCCUUAUCCAUGGUGGAUCAAGUGGAAUUGGUACAUUUGCUAUACAGAUCGCAAAGCACCUUGGAAUUAAGGUUUUUGUUACUGCAGGAAGCGAAGAAAAACUAGUUGCUUGCAAAGGUUUGGGUGCUGAUGUAUGCAUAAACUACAAAUCUGAAGAUUUUGAAGCACGUAUUAAAGAAGAAACCAAUGGAAAGGGUGUUGAUGUCAUUCUAGACAAUAUCGGUGGAUCUUAUCUCCAGCGUAAUCUGAACAUCUUAGCUGUUGAUGGUAGACUUUUCAUUAUUGGUUUAAUGGGAGGUGCUGUUACUGAAGUGAAUCUGCAGGCAAUUUUUGCCCGAAGGUUGACCGUACAAGCUGCUGGACUGCGAAACAGAAGCCUUGACAAUAAAGCUCAGAUUGUCAGCGAAGUGGAGAAAAAUGUAUGGCCAGCCAUUUUGUUGGGCAAGGUGAAGCCGGUGGUUUACAAGACCUUUCCUCUAUCCGAAGCAGCUGAAGCUCACAAGUUGAUGGAAUCAAGCUCUCACAUUGGCAAGAUACUGCUCGUUCCAUAAUUUGGUAUGGUGAAUCAUGUGUGCCCACUCACUUGGAGCCGCUGUAAACACAGUGAUCUAUGUAUCUGCAUGUCUUUUCAUGUUGUAGACUGGUUACUGAAGCGCUAAUGAACUUGGUUACAUGUUUUGAAAUUUUCAGCGGAACUUGGAAGUCGUGCAUGUUUUCAUCUAAUGGGUGUUUUGGGUAAUAAUAAUUUAUUGGGUGAAGCCCCAGCA